Messenger RNA from Fusarium pseudograminearum CS3096, 1440 nucleotides. RefSeq lists its product as uncharacterized. The record is from RefSeq and is a predicted model, not a curated record. NCBI's taxonomy places the organism in Eukaryota, Fungi, Ascomycota, Sordariomycetes, Hypocreales, Nectriaceae. Gene Ontology annotation, molecular function: pyridoxal phosphate binding; carboxy-lyase activity. Gene Ontology annotation, biological process: amino acid metabolic process. The transcript has a single exon. The coding region runs from base 1 to 1440 and encodes 479 amino acids.
AUGGACUCUUCAGUCUUCUCUGACCAAGCCGAGGAGCUGGACGCCAUCAGCUCAUCCUUCCAUGAUAUCUUCGACCGGCUCCUUCAGACGACUCAAAAUGUCCGCAAAGGCCCCGUCAUAAAAUUAGCUGGCCCAGAGGACAUUCCUCGUCUGAGAGAAAUCAGCACUCCUGGGACUUCUCAUCCGGUGCAAGACGCAAUCGAAGACGUGUUCACCAUAUCUGACUUUCGAUUUCGGAUGAAUCACCCUCGGACGUUUGCCUUUAUUCCAGCUCCUGUCUCCCCACUUUCGUGGAUAGGAGACUGUCUUACCAGCGCUUUCAAUUCUUUCGCUGGAUCGGCUCUGCAGGGUCCAGGUGUGGCUAUCGUCGAACAGACGCUACUUCAGUGGCUCGCCUCCAAGGUUGGACUUCCAAACACCGCCGGGGGUGUGUUUGUGUCAGGUGGAUCUAUGGCCAACAUGAGCGGCAUGGUGCUGGCGAGAGAGUGCAUCUUGGAGGAAGGCACAGAAAGCUCAGGCAUCGCGUAUGUCUCCGACCAAACACACCACUCAGUGAUCAAGGCCCUUCGUAUUAUUGGCAUCAAGAAAAGCCAGAUACGCAUCAUACCAACAAACUCUUUUCAGAUGGAUGUGACUGCGCUCAAAAACACCAUUGAAGCCGAUCGUGCUGCAAAUCUCAAACCGUUCGUCAUCGUGGGUACAUGUGGAACGACAAAUACCGGUAGCAUCGACCCAUUGGAAGCUUUGGCUCAAGUCAGAGAUGAGGAAAAGAUAUGGCUUCACAUCGAUGGGGCAUUUGGUGCCUCUGCUGUACUUGGUAAUACGAGAAGUGGAGUUACUAAGGGACUUGAGCUUGCAGACAGUAUCUCUUGGGACGCGCACAAGUGGCUUUUCCAAACAUAUAGCUGCAGCUUAAUUCUGGUGAGAAACAAGAUGGAUCUUGCGAGGGUUUAUGCCAACGAUGGCGACUAUCUACGCGACGCUCUGGAGCACGAAGAGAUUCCCGACUUUUGGAACCUUGGUAUGGAGCUCACCCGCCCUUGUCGUGCUCUGAAGCUUUGGUUCACGCUGCGAGUUCUCGGUGUGGAACGGGUUGGGAAGAUGGUUGACCACGGUUUCGAUCUCGCCGAGAUUGCUGAAGCUGAGCUCAGAAAGUUACCGGACUGGGAGAUAACCAGUCCGGCGAGCAUGGCAAUUGUCACAUUUCGAUAUGCUCCUGUGGGCAAGACCGAUGAAGAGUUGGAUGCUUUGAACGCGGCCAUCUCGAAGCAUAUACUGGAUAACAAUGUUGCAGGGCUUCUGACUACGAAAGUGCGAGGUAGAGUUGUUCUGAGGAUCUGCUCGAUCAGUCCCAUUUUGACAAAGGAGGAGCUUGUGGAUAUUGUUGCACAGGUUGGCGAAGUUGCAAAGCUCGUACAGGCCAAGGCUACAGUAGGAUGA